AUGGUAGCACUUAAGGAUACAGCACCAAAUGCUGCAAUUCGCAGUUCAUUCCCAAAAAGAGAUUUUGGUUUCAGGAAAAGAGGCUUUAACGUUGAAUCGUUUGGGUCUGGAAGUCAGGUGAAGCUACCGGGUCCUUCGCCGGAUCGGCCGAAUUGCUACGAGUUUGGAAUGGUCUCCUAUGAAUACAUUUACAAUGAUCUGAAGCAGAAGGAUUUCCAACUGUAUACGCAGAAUGGCCUGCUGCACAUGCUCGAUCGAAAUCGUAGGAUAAAAGAUAUGCCACAGAAAUUUCAACAUUUCAAGGGCAAAUUUGACGUGAUAAUUUGUUUGGAAGAAAGGGUAUAUGAUCAGAUCCAAGACCAGAACGUGCGUUUUUCGAAUAUUCCUCAUACUUCUCCAGUAGAUAAUGCAUCUUUGACAAGUAAUGGACAGCCGAAAACUCGUGCUCCAAAGUAA
This is a messenger RNA of Gongylonema pulchrum, 456 nucleotides long. NCBI's taxonomy places the organism in Eukaryota, Metazoa, Nematoda, Chromadorea, Rhabditida, Gongylonematidae. The record is from the annotation of a GenBank genome assembly.